Molecule: messenger RNA, 1360 nt
Organism: Lucilia cuprina (Australian sheep blowfly)
Lineage: Eukaryota; Metazoa; Arthropoda; Insecta; Diptera; Calliphoridae
Gene: Cpr30F
Product: cuticle protein
Exons: 2
Coding region: 150-566 (138 amino acids)
Cellular component (GO): extracellular matrix
Source: RefSeq, a predicted model, not a curated record
UGGCAAGAAUCGUAGUUCACCUCAGGAGUUUCAAGUGAUACAACAAGCAAGAAAUUCUUUGCAUUGCAAAACGAAAAAUAAACCACCAGCAAACACUACAGAGUCAUUUUUAUUUUUCAAAAGUACAAAAAACACAAAAUAUAAUAAAUAUGUUCAAAUUAUUUGGUCUUUUAUUUGUUGGUGUAAGUGCUGUCCUUGCAAUUGAAUAUCCUUUGCUCCAUCAGCCAGCUCUACUUAAACCCUUGAUAAAGACUGUAGAGGUUGAAGCUCCUGCCCACUAUGAUUUCUCAUAUUCGGUACAUGACGAUCAUACCGGUGAUGUCAAAAGCCAAACUGAAUCUCGUAAAGGAGACGUCGUUCAUGGCCAAUAUACUUUAAUCGAUGCUGAUGGUUACUUGCGCACCGUGGACUAUACCUCCGAUGCCCACAAUGGUUUUAAUGCUGUUGUGCGUCGUGAUCCUUUGGGUCAUAAAGUGAAAGCUAUUGCUCCCGUUGCCAAGGUAUUAGUGGGACCACCAAAACUAUUGGCUGCCCCCAAAUUGGCCCUACCAUUGGGUUACCACUAAACUUCCUCAGCUGACUAUAUAUGACGACUUUUAGAACAUACUAGCAUAUCGUACAUUGAAUCAACCAACCAACCAUUGCAUGUCCACGUAAAUAUCACAUUUAUACAAUAAGAACUGCUUGCUUACCAUUAUAAUUUUUUGUUUCUUAAUUAAAUUAAUUUAAAUUUUAAAAACGAAAACAAACAAUUAACCAAUAUUCAAAUCUGAGAUUGUACUCUUAAGUUACUCUGCCCACUUUAGGUUUAUAUUCUCAUUUAGCCAUAUUACUACUACAGCGAAUGCCAAUUAUUGAGGACACCAGUCUCCAUUGCAAACUUAAUACACAUCCCACAGAAGAAGACAUUUUAUUUAUGUACCACUUAUCCUUUAUCCUAAUUCCUUACUGUUCAUACACACAUGAUGAUCUCUAUCUUACUAUUCUUUAAAGGGUAUUUCCUAUUUCCUACAACAACACUUCCGCUUAAUGUCUUACCAAAAAACCAAGCAACUGGAAAUAGCAGGGUCUCGAAAAAAGGUGUGUCUACUUACAUUGGCAUUCAAAUUGAUGUGUUUUACUUUUAUUAUAUUUCAAUCAUACUGUAAAUAUUUCAUUUUGUGUUAAAUAUUAAUCUAAUUUACUACAUACUUUAUUAUACAUACAUUUAUUUGUACAUAUGUAAAUUCAUACACAAACACUCAAACAUACAGAUCCGUGGUGUGUAUGUGUGCAAUGUACAAAUUCACACACAUGCCAUAUAAAUUGCAAAAAAGCAUUUUACAAAUGAAUAAACAAAAUUUAAAAUGCAACUUAAAAA